Molecule: messenger RNA, 888 nt
Organism: Micropterus salmoides (largemouth bass)
Lineage: Eukaryota; Metazoa; Chordata; Actinopteri; Centrarchiformes; Centrarchidae
Gene: urp1
Product: urotensin-related peptide 1
Exons: 5
Coding region: 263-673 (136 amino acids)
Biological process (GO): blood vessel diameter maintenance; regulation of blood pressure
Cellular component (GO): extracellular region
Molecular function (GO): hormone activity
Source: RefSeq, a predicted model, not a curated record
GCAGCCGCUGAUUACUCCUGGAGAGUAAACAUUUGUUAGGCCUCUCUGUACAAGCACAGAUAGGCUUCGGCUGAAUUGACAGGGUCCCCUAAAUUGUGUCUAUGGCACCUGAUCCAUCGCGUCAAAACCAUUAAGAAGGAGACUGGGUGUGAUGAUAAUGUAUUGAUCCGAUUGUGAUGGAUGGCCUCUGAGGAUAUAAAAGUGAAGUUCCUUGCCGAGCAGAGGUAUAGUCCAGAACUGGCCAUCUAAAGAUAAAGGCACCAUGAUUUCUGUAGCUCUGUUUUACCUUGCCGCUGUGAUUUGUUCUGCAAGGCGGACACAUGCUCUACCGCUGUACCCUGAAACCGACCUGGAGCCACAGGCAGAUUUCAUUCAGAAAUUAGUGUCAGAGGUGGAAGGUGGAGCCAACGCUGCUGAGGGGGAGCAGAGAGAGGUCAAUAAUUUGUAUCCUCUACUGAUGCAGCACAAUGGCGGCAGAGACUCUUGGAAUAAAGGGACUAAAGAUUCAGCACAACAAGAUAAGUUUGCAAACAUGGUUGAGGACCUCAAAGAAGCCGUCUUGAAGCUUGCAGCGGCUGACAAGCUUCGCUCUCAGGGUUUUCUCAGAUCAGAGCAGAAUUUGCCAAAAACAAACAAAAGGGCAUGUUUCUGGAAAUACUGUGUCACCAACUAGAACCCUGCGGCGGCAGGACGUUUGGUUUGAUCUCAUUUCGCAGCCUGGCUUGAAACGUCUUCACUCUUCAACGGCAUUUCCCCCCCCAAACAGUAUAUUCAUCAUCCAAAAUGGAACAACAGAAAAUCUAUUUUUGAAGCUUUAACAUUUUAUGUGGCUGAAAAUAAACUUAAAUAUCAGAAAUGCCUUUUCUGUGAUGUGCUUUUGGUUGUGAU